CCGCACCGUUGCCAUGGUGAAGAAUAUGACAACUGCUGUUGAUAGCGCGGCGUCAUCCAUCUGCGUGGGCAAAAUCCCCAAUUGAUAAACAAGACAAAUACGAAGCUUCUGAUGUGCGAAAGGCCUUCGAAGAUAGCUGGGCCAAUCCCCCCGGAUCCCUCUGUCUUCCCGGAGUACUACCACCGACCUGUCUCCGCCCGUGGCCGUUUAGAGGGAAACUCUGAUGGAACGUUGGGCCUGCUGUCAGGGCCGCUCGCCCCAGACCCCGUGUUGUAUCCUGGGUGCUACAGUGCUCGUACCCGUCCCCCUCCUCCCCGCAUCGGUCCCGAUGCAACUCACAUCCUGGAACGGGGACAGAGAGGGGUAAUGGGGGAACUCCUCAAACUAGAUGGGAUCUCCAUCACUGCUAAUCCCCCUAAACAAAAGAAGCUGGUGCACGACCACGGUAAAGAGAAUGUGCGUCGGCUCAGGGAGAUCCAGAGGCGUUGCAAAGAGCAGGAGGCUGAGAGAGCCAUGUCCCGCUCUGUUCCAGUUAAAGCUCUCUGGACCUCCUCUAAAUACCAUGAUGUCCCAUCCAGGGUUAUGGCACAGCUACAGGAGGCUAGCCCAGCUGUUAAACCACAGUGUCAAAACUUUCUGAGGGCCCACUCUUGCCAUGGCUCUGGUGGCCCCCGCAGACCUCAUGACAAUCCUUCUCCCUCUGCUUUGCGGCGGCCGGCCUCCUGCUCUUCUAUACGGGACCAAAAUCUGCAAUUGCAGAUUCAAGGCAAGACCGUGGACUUUAUAAAGCAUAAUGCCCGGGCCGCAUCAAAGACCACACUGCGUCGCUCCCAGUCACUUACAAACCUCAAAGACAAGCCUGUGCCCAGUGCAGUCAAGGGACAGGUGCCACAGUAUCUUCAGGAGAGGAAAGAACAGUGGCGUAAGGAGGAAGAGGAGAGGAAAAGGAAUAUACCUGAUCCGAGCAUCCCACCGGGCCACACCCUGAUGUCAGAGAAGGACAGACAGGACACGCUGCAGUCUCUCAAAGAGGCCCAUAAGGUCCUGGUGGCUGAGCUCCUGUCUCUCCCGGUCAGAUCGGACACUCUGAGCGUUCGUUCACGUCGCGCUCAUCUCGACUGCAGGCUGUCUGAAAUGGAGGAGGCCAUCAAGAUCUUCUCCAGGGACAAAGUAUAUAUCAAAACAAAUUCUUAGCACAGACAGCCCUGGUUCUGUGUGGAACCACCAGCUGAAUCAACAUAGCUUUUGGUUUUAUAUAACAUCACCUUGAAACUUGUAACAUAGCUUACAGAAUAAUAAUAUCAGAAUGUAGUGUCAUUUUUUAAACU
Molecule: messenger RNA, 1328 nt
Organism: Myripristis murdjan (pinecone soldierfish)
Lineage: Eukaryota; Metazoa; Chordata; Actinopteri; Holocentriformes; Holocentridae
Gene: enkd1
Product: enkurin domain containing 1
Exons: 8
Coding region: 112-1194 (360 amino acids)
Cellular component (GO): cytoplasmic microtubule
Source: RefSeq, a predicted model, not a curated record